AAAUCCAUCUUCAGCAAACUUUUUCCAGAGAGAGAGAGGAGUCUUCAAUACAAAGAAGAUUUCUUUCUUUUCACUGCUGUAGAAAGAUUUUUCGAAAUCCGAGUUCUUGAAAAUCGUUUCGAUUGAUCUAAUCUUUCUACGGUGGUGAGAAGUCUUAAUCCUCAAAAUAAAAUCCCAAAUGGCUCGCUAUUUCUCAAACGUUAAGGUUGUUUUCGAUGUGAUCUCUAAGGCUGUCGCGAGGAGAGGUUAUGCUACGGCCGCGGCUCCCUCACAAGGACGAGUUGUGUCUAACGUGGCUGCAGCUGGUCCGAGAAGCAGCAGCGCACCUGCGAUGGUGAAGAAGGAAGGGGAGAAGGUUUCGUGGGUGCCGGACCCCGUCACCGGUUACUACAGACCGGAGAGUGGUGCGGAGGAGAUUGAUGUGGCGGAGCUCCGUGCUUUGCUCCUUAAGAAGCAUUAAAGACAGAUUUGAACGAAGUCUGGCACUCUCAUGCCGGGUUUCCAUAGAAGGCCGUCGAUGUGCGCUUUGAAUUAAAAUCAAUGUAACAUCAAAGGAUUGAUUUGGCUUUUCCUCCUCUGUUUUAGGCACCAUUAGAGAGAGAUUCUUGGGAUGUAAUUUUCGUUUUCACAGAAUGAAUAAAGAACAGUUACUUAUUUAUAAUCAGAAGAGAUUGUUUGUCGUUCUUUU
Messenger RNA from Tripterygium wilfordii, 688 nucleotides. RefSeq names its product protein SENESCENCE-ASSOCIATED GENE 21, mitochondrial-like. The record is from RefSeq and is a predicted model, not a curated record. Gene Ontology annotation, cellular component: mitochondrion. Gene Ontology annotation, biological process: response to stress. Bases 179 to 460 code for a protein of 93 amino acids. The transcript has a single exon. NCBI's taxonomy places the organism in Eukaryota, Viridiplantae, Streptophyta, Magnoliopsida, Celastrales, Celastraceae.